Messenger RNA from Malassezia japonica, 1800 nucleotides. RefSeq lists its product as uncharacterized. Gene Ontology annotation, molecular function: protein binding; calcium ion binding. The transcript has 8 exons. NCBI's taxonomy places the organism in Eukaryota, Fungi, Basidiomycota, Malasseziomycetes, Malasseziales, Malasseziaceae. The coding region runs from base 1 to 1800 and encodes 599 amino acids. The record is from RefSeq and is a predicted model, not a curated record.
AUGGCGGAACAUCUGUCUGAAGAGCAAAUUGCUGAAUUCAAGGAGGCCUUCUCCCUGUUUGACAAGGACGGCGAUGGCACGAUCACCACCAAGGAGCUUGGUACGGUGAUGCGCUCGCUGGGCCAGAACCCGACCGAGGCUGAACUGCAGGACAUGGUCAACGAGAUCGACGCUGACGGCGACGGUACCAUCGACUUCCCCGAGUUCCUUACGAUGAUGGCGCGUAAGAUGAAGGACACGGACAGCGAGGAGGAGAUUAAGGAGGCAUUCAAGGUCUUUGACAAGGAUGGCAACGGCUUUAUCAGCGCCGCGGAGCUGCGUCAUGUCAUGACCAACCUGGGCGAGAAGCUCUCCGACCAGGAGGUGGAAGAGAUGAUUCGCGAGGCCGACACGGAUGGCGACGGCCAGAUCAACUACGACGAGUUCGUGAAGAUGUGUGCAAUGGCGAGCAUGUAUUCGCUGCCAAACAAUAGCAGCUACGUGUCCGAGGCGCCAGGCAUGCCGCCGGCCAACGGCUACUAUGCCGUGGAACCGACGACGCCGGUGCCCAGCACGCCCGUCGCGUUCGGCGGCAUUGGAUCGCCGUCGCCGGCGUCACGGACGUCGUCGACACAUAUCCUCUCUCCCCGUGGCUCCUUUAUGGAGAGCGAGUUUGGCGACCGGCGCCGGCGCGACUCGGCGAUGCAGACGCUGCCCUACACAAAAGAAUUUGUCGACGAGUAUCGGAAGCGGAUGAAGGCCGAUCCGGACCCCGAGGCGCAGUUUGCUUUUGCGAUGUACCUCAUCGACGCGGCGAAGCGCGUCGCGGAUCCUCGGGACAGCGCGAAACAGGCGCGCAAGUACCGUGACACGCUCCUAACCGAUUCCCUGCGUCUGAUCAAGAAGCUCGCGACGAACCCCGUCGCGCCGGGCAAACCGCCGUUUGCAGACGCGCAGUUCUUCCUGGCCAACUGCUUCGGCAACGGCUCUCUCGGCCUGCCGGUCGACCAUACCAAAGCCUACCACCUGUACGUCCAGGCCUCGAAGCAAAACCACCCCGCGGCGACCUACCGCACCGCGGUCUGCAACGAGGUCGGCGCAGGGACGAAGCGAAACUACCCCCGCGGUCUCCUCUUUUACCGCAAGGCCGCGUCGCUCGGCGACACGGCCGGCAUGUACAAACUCGGCAUGAUUCUGCUGCACGGUCUCCUCGAGCAGCCUCGAAAUGCGCGCGAGGCGAUCGUGUGGCUACGCCGCGCCGCCGGGCAGGCGGACGAAGACAAUCCCCACGCACUCCACGAGCUCGCGCAGCUGCACCAGGACCCCGAUGGCAAGAUCGCGGCGUACAAUGAAGUGUACGCGCGCGACUUGUAUACCCAGGCUGCCCAGCUCGGCUACGCGCCCAGCCAGUGCAAACUCGGCGAGGCAUACGCCAGCGGGACGCUCGCGUGCCCUGCGGAUGCACGCGCGAGCAUCUCGUGGUACACCAAGGCGGCAAACAAAGGCGACGGCAAUGCGGAGCUCGCGCUCAGCGGCUGGUACCUCACUGGUGGCGAAGGCGUCUUGCAGCAGUCCGACAGCGAGGCCUAUCUCUGGGCGCGGCGCGCGGCGCUCAAAGGCAUCGCCAACGCUGAGUACGCCGUCGGGCACUACACCGAGGUCGGCAUCGGGACACGCACCGACCUCGAAGAGGCGAAGCGCUGGUACGGCCGCGCCGCCGCCCAAGGCCACGCGCGCGCGGCGCAGCGCCUCGCGGACCUGCGCCAGGCCGGCGGGCGGGCGCCGGCGCGCGAAGGAGACGGGGAUUGUGUAGUUAUGUAG